CAGGCGUCGCCGCAAAGUUGUAGAUGUUUUUCAUUCAUGUCUAGCGGUUGUGGACAACUGGUUGUCGCUUGUUUCACCAAUGUCGUACAAAAAGACGUGCUACUUGUAAACUCCCGGGCAUGUCGACAACCCCCAACAAGGGUGGUCUGACAGGAGCUUCCAGCAUGGUGAAGAGCAGCACAGACAUGCUAACAUCUACAACGACCAACAGCGUUGUGGCAGGUCACUCAACACCACCUAAACUGACUCCCAAGGAUUUCAUAUUUGGAAAACUCAUUGGCGAAGGGUCCUACUCAAUGGUGUACCUGGCCAAAGAAAUGCGUACCAAUAAGGAAUAUGCAGUAAAAGUAUGCUACAAAAACCACAUUCUUCGUGAGCGGAAGCAGAAGGCGAUAAUGCGUGAGAAACAAAUCUUGCGCAUCCUGAGCAGUCGACCUCACCCAUUCUUCAUCCGUCUCCACUCGACAUUUCACGACUCUGAAAAGCUCUACUUUGUGGUCAGUUAUGCCAAGCACGGAGAAUUGUUGCCUCACAUAGUCAAGUAUGGAUCCUUUGAUGUGGACGUGACCAGGUUUUAUUCGGCAGAGAUUGUGUCCGCUUUGGAACAUUUACAUUCUUUAGGUAUAGUGCAUAGGGACUUGAAACCAGAAAACAUUCUCCUCAACGACAAGUGGCACAUUCAAAUCACAGACUUUGGGUCAGCCAAAAUAAUAUCGAGAGAGGUAUCUGAUGAAAUUGAUAUAGGUGAAAUGGAGCUCAAUGGACACAAUUCGUUUGUGGGCACGGCACAGUACGUCUCGCCCGAAAUGCUUUCUGACAAGAGUUGCUCCCCAAGCACAGACUUGUGGGCUCUGGGUUGCAUCGUCUAUCAAAUGAUUUCUGGUCUGCCACCUUUCAGAGGACCUAACGAGUAUUUAACGUUCCAAAAGAUUAUGAAAUUGGAAUACAAAUUUCCGGAUGGUUUCAAUCCAGUCGCGAAAGAGUUUGUACAGAAACUUCUCGUAAUUGACCCGAAUGAACGGCUGGGUGCAAAUGGGGGCUACGUUACGCUUAAGGAACACGAGUUUUUUGCCGGCGUACCGUGGGAGAGGUUACCGGAAACGGAGCCUCCCAAGAUGACGCCCUUCUUGCCGGGCACUUCGAGCAACGAAGAAUUGCGUUCCCAGUAUCAGGUACCUGACGACCUGGAACCUGGCUUGGAUGACAAACAGAUGACCCGCAUCUUAGGACUGGCACUCUUAGAAGAUGACGCCACAAAAUCAACGUCACCUCAUCGCAUUUCGAGGUCGCACCAACACAUUCUGGACAUCACGGCGGAUGAGCAUGCAGCGCGCAUGAAAAAACAGACGGAGACGAAUCCUUACCACAAGUUUGUCGAGGGAAAUCUCAUCUUGAAACAGGGACUGGUGGACAAACGAAAGGGUCUGUUUGCGAGACGACGCAUGCUGUUGCUGACAACAGGGCCACAUCUUUACUACGUGGACCCAGCCAACAUGGUACUCAAGGGAGAAAUUCCUUGGUCCGCAAAUCUCAGGCCAGAACCCAAGAACUUCAAAACUUUCUUUGUGCACACGCCCAGUCGUACAUACUACCUGGAAGAUCCAGAGGGCUACGCUCUAGCCUGGUGCAAAGCCAUAGAAGAAGUUCGCAAGGCAACCUACAGCCAGACGGAGGGCACGUUGACGUCACAACCAAAGAGAAUUUGAUGCCAACAAUGCUCUCAAUAGUUGGCCUUUCUUUUCAUUGGCUUCUUUCUUGGCUAAUGCCAUCUGGAGUUUUUUGAAUCAACGCAUUUUUCCUAAAAUGGGAUAUUUUAGGGUUUUAUGACACAUUUUUAUCUCUGCGUACUCCAUAGAGUUGCGCGUGUCUUUACAAAAAUUGGCUUAUCUUAGGAUUGUGCAAAUGGCUACAUUUGCGUCAAGAAAUUUUUCUGCAUUGAUGCCGCAAUAACACAUUUUUUAAUCUUGCUGGCAACAAGCUUGCCAACAUCGAAACAAGAACUUAAGUUAAAAAAGGACGUUUUUGUAAUAUUGUACCAAGUUGUGCUGAGAGUUGUUUGGUGAUGCAAGUGUGUAUUGACGGAUGCAAGAUUUUUUUUUUUUUUUUUUUUCCAAUAAUAAAGACUGUGAUCCUCUUUUUGA
Molecule: messenger RNA, 2141 nt
Organism: Ornithodoros turicata
Lineage: Eukaryota; Metazoa; Arthropoda; Arachnida; Ixodida; Argasidae
Gene: Pdk1
Product: 3-phosphoinositide-dependent protein kinase 1-like
Exons: 13
Coding region: 120-1706 (528 amino acids)
Biological process (GO): intracellular signal transduction; peptidyl-serine phosphorylation
Molecular function (GO): protein serine/threonine kinase activity; ATP binding
Source: RefSeq, a predicted model, not a curated record